This is a messenger RNA of Folsomia candida, 390 nucleotides long. RefSeq names its product heat shock 70 kDa protein. Gene Ontology annotation, cellular component: cytoplasm. Gene Ontology annotation, molecular function: ATP hydrolysis activity; misfolded protein binding; heat shock protein binding. NCBI's taxonomy places the organism in Eukaryota, Metazoa, Arthropoda, Collembola, Entomobryomorpha, Isotomidae. Gene Ontology annotation, biological process: protein refolding; cellular response to unfolded protein. The transcript has 2 exons. The coding region runs from base 1 to 390 and encodes 129 amino acids. The record is from RefSeq and is a predicted model, not a curated record.
AUGUCGCUUGGCAUAGAGGUUUAUGGCGGAGGAUUUUCUGUCAUUAUUCCAAAGAAUACAAAAAUCCCGAUCAAGUUCAAGGAGCAGUACAGGACGGCGCAUAAUAACCAAACCUCGGUCCAAAUUACCGUCUACCAAGGAGAAGCUGAUGUCGCUAAAGAUAAUAAUUGGCUGGGAGAGUUCUUAUUGAACAAUAUUCCACCGGAGGAUGCUGGCAAGGAGAAGAUAGAUGUCACGAUGGAAAUUAAUAUGCAAGGAGUACUGCAUGUCACUGCUGUUUGCACGAGCACAGGGGAUAAGGAUUCCAUAAAAGUAAUUGAGUAUAAGAGAAGGAUGGGGAAGGAUCAGAUUAAACGGAUUUUGGAUGAGGCCAGACCAGGAGGAGCUUAA